Penaeus vannamei (Pacific white shrimp) is the source of this 1245-nucleotide messenger RNA. NCBI's taxonomy places the organism in Eukaryota, Metazoa, Arthropoda, Malacostraca, Decapoda, Penaeidae. The record is from RefSeq and is a predicted model, not a curated record.
UACACCAAGAUGGCUUUUCUGUGCCCAGUGAGAAUCCGUCGGAACAAGAAAAAGAAAGGGGCAGGCGGGUAUGUCUCAGAGGGGGAGGAGAAGGUGGUGCGCGCACCAGGACUCGGUCGCAUCACUGGCUCUGCUUCCAUAGAGACGCUGGUGCGAGUUGGCUUGGAGAAGGAGGCGGGACUCUCACCGGACAGUAAGAUGGUCGUCCUCCAUGAUUUUACCCCCUGUGUUGACGAUGAGCUGGAAGUGAAGAGAGGGAGCGUAGUGAAUGUCCUUUAUCAAGAGAACGAUUGGGUAUAUGUUAUAGCAGAGCAUGGGCAGCAAGAAGGCUUUAUACCUCAUUCAUAUUGUGCUCCGUAUGGCUCUCAGCUUGGGGAGCUCACAAUGAAUCACAAGAAAAAAAUGCCGCGCGACCACAGUUCUAUAGAAGGUGGUGGGGGAGGGGUAGAUACAGACCAUAAUACAACUAUAGGUACUAUAAACUCAGGGGGAACAGAUAAUCCAGGACUAGUCGGUUCAGAUAAUGAGAGUUAUGGGGGAAAGCUGAUUGGAGGACCACCAAACAGAGCGUCAGAUUCCUCAAUUCAGAGUGGGUCGGCUACUCCAGAUAUUCAUCCUUUCUUUAAGAGUGCUACUUUGAUGCGGGAUAUUCACCCAUUCCUUAAGGACCCUGCAGGCAGAUACAUAGUCCUGUACACCUUCAUCGCACGUGACGAAAAUGAUGUGAGCGUAGAGAGAGGAGAAUUUGUGACAGUCCUCAAUCGUGAAGAUCCUGAUUGGUAUUGGGUCUUGAGAUCAGAUGGCCAGGAAGGAUUUGUACCCUCAGGGUUUGUGUACCCAGCAGAUGUUAUACAAGACCACCUGGAGCAGGGUGGGGGUACUACAGGUGGCGGAGGUGGCGGUGUGAUGGGGGGCACAUUACACGCUGGGCUUGGAACGGUAGGAGGGCACCAGGUGGGCUAUGGGGCUUCGCAACAUCACAUUAACCCCGGGAACAGCGACGACCUCCGCUUCCACGGAUCGGAGCUGGUUAUGCUGUAUGACUAUAAGCAAGUAGUGCUACAAUUUGGUGCUGUUUUUGUUGUAUCCAUUUCUGACAGUUUUGCAUGUGGAUCUCAGUGGUGCAAUGCACUAGUGGGCAUAGGUAAGGCAAGAGUUUUGGAGGGGUACCAGGUGAUAUCCUUAGUGCAUAUGUGGGUCAUGUGGUAUGUCACUAUUCUCUUCAGGAAGACUGGUUCUCUGUAA